Messenger RNA from Xenopus laevis (African clawed frog), 675 nucleotides. It is a transcript of the gene fkbp11.S, whose product is annotated as FKBP prolyl isomerase 11 S homeolog. Bases 357 to 656 code for a protein of 99 amino acids. Gene Ontology annotation, molecular function: peptidyl-prolyl cis-trans isomerase activity; isomerase activity. Gene Ontology annotation, cellular component: membrane; endoplasmic reticulum. The transcript is spliced from 5 exons. The record is from RefSeq and is a predicted model, not a curated record. NCBI's taxonomy places the organism in Eukaryota, Metazoa, Chordata, Amphibia, Anura, Pipidae.
GGCCACAGCUGGGCCUAAGGGGGGAACAACAUGUGUAACAAUAAUAACACGUCAGCACUGCGGGUCCCACCUCCUCACACCGGGGAGGGGCGGAGACAGAGGGCAGGCACCGGAGAAGGGUACACAGCACACGUGGGCUGGCUUUGGAUACUGGAGACAAAACUGUGCCCUGUUAAUGCAAUUCCCGGCAGACACUGGGACACGAUUGACUCUACUUGCAGCACAUCUAUCGAGCAGAAUAAAAGGGAAGGCUGGAGGAUGGGCGGGUUAUUGACAGUUCCCUUUCUCGAGAUCCUUUUGUGGUGGAACUUGGAAAGAAACAAGUUAUUCCAGGUCUGGAAAAGAGUUUGGUAGGCAUGUGUGUUGGAGAGAAGCGCAAAGUGGUUAUCCCUCCUCACUUGGCUUAUGGCAAGAGAGGAUACCCUCCUUCUAUACCAGGUGACGCUGUGCUGCAGUUUGAAACAGAAGUAAUGACACUGUUCAAGCCCACACCCUGGCAGACCCUUGUGAAUUAUGUUUUUCCCUUGCUGUGCAUUGGUUUGGUACCCAUGCUUUUGGGGCUUAUUGGUUAUCACUUGUAUGCCAAAUCUAAGGCCCCUGCUGUGUCCAAGAGGAAACAAAAGGAGGAUAAAAGAAAUAAAGCAAAAAAUAAAUAAAAUACUAUAUUUUCUCAUA